AUGUCUCAGAGGAACCUUGAUCAGUUGGAAGCAUUAUCCAAGAAGCUCAAGUCAAAGACUCUAAGGACUGAAGCUCCAUCUCAAUCUAUUGCAGCCACCAGGCUUCUUGCACGUGAAGGGAUAAAUGCCGAACAGCUUGCACGAGAUCUGAAGUCCUUUGAGCUGAAGACUACAUUCGAGGACGUGUUCCCUGCUGAGGCGACAACUGUUGAGGAUUAUUUGCAGCAGGUUCAUGAAAUAGCAAUGGUCUCAGCUAUUCAGGAAGCACAGAAGGACAAUGUUAGAAGUUUUAAUGAUUAUAUGCUGAAAGUAUUGGAGGAUGAUUGGCAAAAGGAAAAGCGUGACUUUCUUCAGAGCUUAAGCCGGAUAUCAUUAUUACCCAAGACUAACAUUGUUGAUUCAGGCUAUGGAGGCACUCGUCUCCCCCAAAUAGCCUCAACAGUUUCAAGUCCUCAAGUUUCAUCUGGUCCUUCAGGCAUGGAGAUUGUAGCUGUAGCAAACAAGUCGAUUCUUGAGAAAAAAGCUUCUGUCUAUGGUGGUGUUGUGAAGGACCUUAACAGUGCCAGAGAGCAUGGCUUGCCAUUUAAACCUGCUACUGCUUUCAAGGGUGCUUAUGAAAGUUUGGCUAUUAAUACGUCUGGGGGAAAAUCAGUCAGUAUGCAGAAAAUAUGGCAUCUCAUUCAGGCGCUUAUGGAUGAGGAUUCAGUUGUUCGGUGGAAUGUUUCAAAGAAGAUGUCAUUGGUAAUUGGUGCAAGGCGGCACCUUGAGUGGGGGCAUGAGAAGUACAUUAUGGACAUGAUACAAAGUCAUCCUGCACAAGCUGCUCUUGGUGGUGGUGUUGGGAAUUUGCAAAGGAUUCGUGCCUUCCUUCGGAUUCGUUUGCGUGAUUAUGGUGUUCUCGACUUCGAUGUUGGUGAUGCUCGAAGGCAGCCACCUGUUGACACCACGUGGCAGCAGAUAUACUUUUGCCUGAGAACUGGGUAUUACAAUGAAGCAAGAGAUGUUGCCUUGUCAUCCCGUAGUGCACAUCAGUUUGCACCUCUGCUCACAGAAUGGAUAAAUACUGGAGGUAUGGUUUCUGCUGAGACAGCUGCAACUGCUUCAGAAGAAUGUGAAAAGUUGUUAAGAAUGGGUGAUCGGGUGGGUCGAGCUGCAUAUGAUAAGAAAAGGUUGUUACUAUAUGCCAUGAUAUCUGGUUCUCGAAGGCUUGUUGAAAGGCUGCUGAGAGAUCUAUCGGCACUUUUCACCACCAUAGAGGAUUUCUUGUGGUUUAAAUUGUCAGCCAUCAGGGAGUUCCCUCUCGGAGGUUCAUCUGCUAUUCUAAGUGAGAGUUCAGUCCCCUAUAGUUUAGAGGAUUUGCAGGCUUACCUAAAUAAGUUUGCAGCAUCAUGCUAUACCAAAAAUGGGAAGGACCCUCUUGUGUAUCCAUAUAUUCUGCUCCUAAGCGUCCAGUUUCUCCCAGCUAUCCUCUAUUUGUCUAAAGAAGCAGGCGAUGAAGGGUACAACAUUGAUGCCACUCACAUAGCUAUCGUGCUUGCUGACCAUGGUGUCCUUAAGGAAGGUACAGGGGCAGGAUCAAAGUUUGGUGUAAUGGAUGCUUAUGCAGAAGCAUCUAGCAUGAUUCAACAGUACGGAUCUUCAUAUUUAUAUCUUGGAGAUCUUUCAAUGGCAUUGGAAUAUUAUGCACAGGCUGCUGCUGCAGUGGGUGGUGGACGACUAUCUUGGACUGGAAGGGCAAAUGCGGAUCAGCAGAGACAGAGAAGUUUGAUGCUGAAACAACUCCUCAUGGAGCUGUUAUUGCGAGAUGGUGGGAUUUACUUUUACUUGGUCAAGAGGUUCAGGGAAGAAGGUGAAUUGACAAGGUUUAUACCGGAUGUAAAAACAAGACAACAAUUUCUGCUUGAAGCUGCUCGGCAGUGCUUGGAAGCUGGGAUAUAUGACAAAUCAAUAGAGAUUCUGAAGAGAAUUGGGGCGUUCUCAAUGGCCCUGGACACCAUUAAUAAAUGCCUUUCAGACUCAAUAUGUGCUCUUUCACGUGGACGGUUGGAUGGUGAGAGCCAGACAGCUGGCUUGGUUCAUUCUGGAAAUGAGAUUUUGGAGACCUACAAAUAUAGUCCUGAAAUCAGGUAA
This is a messenger RNA of Eucalyptus grandis, 2130 nucleotides long. Its product is annotated as nuclear pore complex protein NUP93A-like. The record is from RefSeq and is a predicted model, not a curated record. Gene Ontology annotation, cellular component: nuclear pore. Gene Ontology annotation, molecular function: structural constituent of nuclear pore. Gene Ontology annotation, biological process: protein import into nucleus; poly(A)+ mRNA export from nucleus. NCBI's taxonomy places the organism in Eukaryota, Viridiplantae, Streptophyta, Magnoliopsida, Myrtales, Myrtaceae.